This is a messenger RNA of Dendrobium catenatum, 6157 nucleotides long. Its product is annotated as protein RNA-directed DNA methylation 3. Gene Ontology annotation, molecular function: mRNA binding. The record is from RefSeq and is a predicted model, not a curated record. The coding region runs from base 86 to 5926 and encodes 1946 amino acids. Gene Ontology annotation, cellular component: DSIF complex. Gene Ontology annotation, biological process: regulation of transcription by RNA polymerase II; regulation of DNA-templated transcription elongation; transcription elongation by RNA polymerase II. Lineage: Eukaryota; Viridiplantae; Streptophyta; Magnoliopsida; Asparagales; Orchidaceae. The transcript has 21 exons.
UCCCCAUCUUUACCACUGCAUCACUCUCUUCUCCCUCUCGCUCUCUUCUGAUCUUCUCUCUGGCAGCCACUUCUGGAGCUCGGCAAUGGCAGUCAAGGGGAAGGGGAAGCAGAUAGCCGGAAAGUCUCCGGCAUCCUCUGCAUCUUCUUCCGGGAAAAGAAGGCGCACUCGCGCGGACGGAGAGAGUUCCGGUGCUCCUCCUCCGAAGAAGCCAUCCGGCGUGCUCCAGUUCGUCGAUGAUACUGCCGCGGAUGCAGAUUUUGAAGGAGAGGAAGAUGAAGAUGAACUCGAUUGGGAAAUCGAUGACGAUUUUGAUUUUGAGUUGCCUGAUAUUGGUACAAAAGAGUUAAAGAAUGUGACGAGAGGACCUGGAAAGUCCAGUCCAGUCCCUUUUUUUAUCAAGGAGGAAGAGAUGAAUGAUGACGAACUUGAAGAAGCUAUCAAGGAGCGGUACGGUGGUUCAGGGUUUGUUUCAUUUGAUGAGGAUGUUAAAGAGUGUGAUCAGUCUUUAUUGGUAGCUCGUGCUACAAAAGAUCUCUCUGUUUGGCGGGUUAAAUGCAUGAUGGGGCGAGAAAGGCAAGCUGCCUUUUGCUUAAUGCAGAAAUUUGUUGACUUGCAAAAAAUUGGAAAGAAGCUGCAGAUAUUUUCAGUAUUUUCUCUUGAUCAUGUAAAAGGUUUUUUUUAUGUUGAAGCCGACAGAGCCUGCAAUGUUUUUGAGGCAUGCAACGGGUUGUGCAUUCUGUACCCAAGUAGAAUAGAGCUUGUCCCAAGGAAUGAAGCCCCUAAUUUACUUUCUAUUCAAAGGAAGGCAUGUGGGAUCGUUAAGGGUAUGUGGGUUCGAAUGAAGAAUGGAAAGUAUAAGGGUGAUCUUGCGGAGGUAGUGUUAGUGAAUGAUGCAAAGAAAAGGGUGACCAUUAAACUGGUCCCUAGAAUUGAUCUUCAAGCAAUUUCCAAAAAAUUUGGUGGGGGCACAUCUCUGAAGGCUGCUGCUAUACCAGCUCCACGACUGAUAAGCUCCCAUGAACUAGAAGACUUCAGACCUCAUAUAGAGGUUAGGCGUGAUCGUGAAACUGGGGAGAUUUUUGAGGUCCUUGAUGGCUUAAUGCUUAAAGAUGGUUACCUAUAUAAAAAGGUAUCGAUGGGUUCACUAAUUCACUGGGGUGUACAACCUACAAGUGAUGAACUUAUGAAGUUUGAGGAGUUGGAUAAAGAUGAAGUUAAAGAUGUUGACUGGCUUUCAAGUAUUUAUAAAGCACGAAUGAAAAAGAAGUUACCUGAAACAUCCCAUCAGAAGAAUGGAGAAAAAUAUAAUCAGAAGGAUGGAGAAAAAUCCAAUCCGAAGGUUGGAGAAAAAUCUAAUCAGAAGGAUGCAGAUAAACAGAUAAAUGGUUUUGAUAUAGAUGAUCUCGUGCUAUUUGGGAAGAAAAGCUGUGGCAUAAUAAUAGACAAGGAAAAUGACACCUUCAAGGUUUUGAAAGGUGACGUGAAUGGCUCUGAGGUCGUGAGUAUUAAUAUUCGAGUAAUAAAGAAAAUCUGUGUGGAUAAAGUUUUCACAGCAACAGAUCGCUGCAUGAAGACAAUAUCUAUCGAUGAUGUUGUGAAGGUUUUUGAAGGGCCUCUAGAGGGUAGAGAGGGAAUUGUUAGGCACAUGUACAAAGGUGUUCUUUUUAUAUAUGAUGAAUGCCAAAGCGAAAACAAUGGGUUCUUUUGUGCCAAUUCAGGGAUAUGUGAUCUAGUGAAGAAAUCACGGGAUCUUGGUGGUGGAAAAUUGAGUACCAGAGCAGGCCCCUCAUUUGCUCAGUCGCCAAUCAGAUUGUCCGAGCAGGAUGACAAUUCUCAAAGCUUUUCCAGAAAUCAACAAAGCAAUUCCCUUGGAACUUUCUCUGUCGGACAGACAUUGAGAAUUCGCAAAGGGCCACUAAAGGGUUAUCUUUGCCGUGUUAUUCGGAUGCGCCGUGCUGAUAUCACAGUCAAACUCGAUUCUCUUGGGAAGCUUCUUACAGUUGAUGAAAAGUUGCUAUCUUUACCAAAUUCAAAGAGGGAUGAUGCUACUGCCAUGCAAUGCAACAUGUUUGGAUCUCAAGAAGACCAAUCGACAGAUGGCUUGCUGGAUGCGGGAGGAGGAUUAGGGAUGGAUAACUUUGAGUUUAAUGCUGGGAUGUCAUCAUUUGGAAGGGAUUCCUGGAAUACAGCUUCCUGUUCUAGCUUCUCAUUUCCUAGGGAAAAUGAUAGCAAAGAUCAAAAUCAAAUAGCUGACCCGUGGGGAAGCAAACUGUCUUCUUGGAAUGGAGAUCAAGAACAAGGACCUGCAAAUAAGGGUGAAGCACCGAGCGUGAGUGCAGAGCAGAGCUCAUGGAAUAAAGUGGAAAGUGGAGAUAAAGGUGUUGAUGCUAAGUGCAAAAAUGAUGUAGAUGCCUGGAACAAGGCUUUUACUAAAGUAGAAACUUCAACCAGUGGCUGGCCAGCACCCGUUCAGAAAACAGGACAAACCUGGUGUUCAAAUGGUGACGGCGAUGGCUCGGAUAGUGCAGCUCAUACUGCUGUUGAAGGUGUUAGUGAUGCUGUUGGAUGGAGCAAAGCUAAGCUCUCUACCCCUGAUUCUGGACAAGGCCGGACCAUAGGUGAAGAUAGUUGGAACAAAGCAGCAUCCAAGCCCCCCAUAUUAAGCGAUACUGAAACUAGUGGAUGGGAACAGACUAAACUUCCUGGUUCAGAUGCUGGUGGAAGCUGGAAUACGAAUGGUGCCGCUGCUGACCGGAAGAAAGACAGUAGUGGAAAGGACAGAGCAGACGGUUUUGGCGGGCAAUCAGGUAAUUGGGCUUCUCCAAAGAAUGUUGGAGGUGAUAAUCAAGAUUCAUGGAGCAUCAAUGGAAAAGGUUUUCUUGGAAAUAAUGAGGAUGGCUGGGGUAAAUCUGCUGCCUCUCAAGAGAUAAAACUAGUUGCUAAGAGUACAUGGGAAACCUCUUUCAAUAGCUCAGUGCAAAGUAAAACAUGGAAAACCCCAUCCGCAGAUGAGAAUCAAGCUUCUGAUUGGGGUGCGUCUUCACUCGAACAAUCAAGUCAAACAAGCGGUUGGGACAAAGAAAAAGAAGGUUGGCAGAAAUCUAAACAAGCAGAUGCAACUGCAAAAGAAGGUUGGAAGAAAGAUGGAUUCUCUAGUGAAGGUCAAAUAGACAGAUGGAAUAAAGAGAAAUCAUCUGACAGGGAUCAGGCAUCUGACUGGAACAAGGCAGGAAAUGCAGGUGGUGGAAAAGAUGUAUUGACAGAUAGCUGGGACAAAGCAAAGAGUUCUGAAGGAAGUGUUUUUGGUCAAGAUAGUCAAGGACAUUGGAAGGCAGGAGAUGGUUGGCAUAAUGACCAUCAUGAUCCUAACGUUGGCAAAUCAAAAGAUUCUGAUUCGGGUCAAGGGUCAGGUUGGUCACAAGGGCAUUUCAAUCAUGAAAGUGGUAAUAAUUGGGCUCAACAGAGGGAUUUUGAUGGAGGAAGAGGAUCUAGCAGGGGUAGAGGAAGGGGCAGAUAUGGCGGGAGGGGAGGUAGAAAUGAAGAUAAUUUCGAGAAACCAGGUGACUCUGAUGGGAGCUGGAGAUUUGGUAGGGGUAGAGGCGGUGGUCGAAAUGGAGCUGGUGGUUACAGUAGAGAGAACUCUGAUACGAGGGAGUUUGGUCGAGGUAGAGGGCGCGGUCAAGGUCGAGGCCGAGGGCAAGGUGGUCAGGGGCAAUUUGAAUCAUCUGAUUGGAGAAACAGACAAGAAAGAUUUGAAGGAGGGUUUUCUAAUAAGCCUUCUAGUUGGGGCAAUACCGACGGGUGUAAAUCAACAGACGAACAUUCAGCUGCAGGAAUGGAUGAAAAGGUUGGUUGGAACAGCGGGAACUCAUAUGGUGGUGGUAGUAAACCUGGCUGGGGAACUGAUCGUGGAAUUACAAAUGACACCAAUGUGGAUAAUGCUUCCAGCUGGAGCAAAGAUGCAGACACUGGUAAACAGAUAGAUAACUGGAGCAAGUUAACUAGAAGUAAUGAUAAUUGGAACACUCCUAAAACCUUUGAUACUAAACCUUCUAGCUGGAACCAGACAAUCAAUGAUACUGCUACAGGUGAUGCCACUUCAAGUCAAUUAACUGAUUGGAAAAAGAACACACCAAAUUCUCAAGAUGUUUCAUUUGUGGAUUGGGCUCAUGGCCUUUCUGUAACCAAAGGUACUACAAAUGAUGACAAAUGGACUAGUGCAAAAUCCAGCACUGGCGACCAUGGUGAUACAUUAUCAGGGAAUUUAAACUCAAAUAAUUGGCGCGAAACAGCUACGCUGAACAAAGAAAAUGAAGCUGGUGACAGUCAAGGUGGUUGGACUAGUAAGAAAGUAGACACUCAGGCAAGCCAAACAUCUUCUGAGAGUGAAAACAACUGGGGGAAAUUUAAGGAACCUUGCUCUUUUAGCACAGCUGAUGGCUCUGGGAGUUCAAAAGAUUGGGGUAAUAAGAACUUGGCCAGCUUGGAUUCACGUUCUAGCCAUGGUAAUUGGGAUGCAAAGGAUUCUUCUGGCGACCAGUCAUCUGAUUGGAACAAUGGCGGGGGAAACAAAUGGAGCAAGCAAAGCGGAGGUCAGGGUAAGUCGGAAAGUUGGAGUCGUGGGUCAGAUUUUGGUAGGGGUGGUGGAAGAGGGAGGGAUAACUCAUUUUCUAGAGGUCGUGGUCUCGGAAGGAAUUCCGGUGGACGCCGUUCUUAUGGUUGGAACAGUAGUGAUGACUCUGGUAAAGAAGGUAAUGAUGGGGGUCAAGCAUUUAAAACUGGGGGGACCUGGAGCAGGGGACAUGGCACCUUUGAAGGUGAGAAGGACAGUUGGAAUAGUGGAGGGAAUGCUGAAAAGGGCUCAUGGGGCAGUUGGAAAUCCGGCGAAAAUCAAUCGACUGGUCAAGUGCAGGGCUCUGGGUGGGCAUCUUCAGCUUCUUCGUCUGUUAACAUGGUUGAGAGCUCUUCCGCCGACGCCUCCCAGAAUCCGGGGAGUUCAAAAGAUUGGCCUGAUAACAGCAACUCAGCCGACUGUAAUCUGCGUUCUAGUCCAUGGGGUUCCAAGCAAGAACCAACUUCUACUCAAGGUAAUUGGGGCGGAAACGAUUCUUCUGGCAAUCAGGCAUCUGAUUCGAACAAUGAUGGGGGGAACAAAUGGAACAAGCAAAAUGAAAGCCAAGGUAAGUCGGAAAGUUGGAGUCGUGGUUCUUUUGGUAGGGGUGGUGGAAGAGGGAGGGAUAACUCAUUCUCUAGUAGAGGUCGACAUUUCGGGCAAAAUUAUGGCGGCCGAGGUGCUAGUAAAGAAGGUAAUGAUGGUCGGCAAGCAUUUAACUCGAACCCUGAAUUCAAAACUGGGGGGAGCUGGAACAGGGGAAAUGGCACCUUUGAAGCUGAAAAGGGCGGUUGGAAUAGCGGAGGGAAUACCGAAAAGGCUUCGUGGGGCAGCUUGAAAUCUGAAGCUGGUCGAGCCAAGCCCGGGUCAGAAGCUGACUGCAGCAAAAGCAGUUGGGAUUCACCAACUGCUAUUGGCAGCAAUAUUGCAUCUGGUUGGGAAUCUGCUUCAGCGAAAGAUCUGGUAACUCAGCAGAAGAACAAUCCUUGGGGUUCUGCAAAUGUCAAUGAGAAAUCUACAUGGGACUCUGGAUGUUCAGAUGAAAAGCAGAAGAAUCCUUUAUCUGAAACUGGUCAUGUUGGAUCUUGGGACACGAAAAGUGCGCCCAGCGAGGAUGAAAAUUCAAACAAACCAAGAUCCUGGAAUGUGAAAGGAUCAGGUUCUGAAGGGUCUCUCCCAGUUCAAGCAGAAGCUCCGAAAUGGCCUACAGAUUCUUCCAGUAAGGAUGCUUUCCAGCAAGGCGGACAAGAGAGAAAUUGCUGGGGGAAAGCAGACAAUUCUGGCAAUGGAGGAGCAAAUUCAGGCUGGUAAUGGGCUUUACGCGCAUGCAGAAAAGUCUUUGUAAAUAUGGUAAAUUUCGUCCACUUUCCAAGUUUGGUGAUCUUUUCUGCUCAUAAAUGCUUAAGACUUUUUGUUUAGUCACUCUACACCAUGAUUUUGGCUUCCUUCAUAUGUUAUUGACUGAUGUUUAUGUUCUCGGCUUUGUUCGUUAACAUGUAUGACUUAGCUUGAUGGCAUCCCUAGUUCAUAUCCGUUAUUUUA